Messenger RNA from Aspergillus candidus, 1227 nucleotides. RefSeq lists its product as uncharacterized. The record is from RefSeq and is a predicted model, not a curated record. Bases 1 to 1227 code for a protein of 408 amino acids. The transcript has 4 exons. NCBI's taxonomy places the organism in Eukaryota, Fungi, Ascomycota, Eurotiomycetes, Eurotiales, Aspergillaceae.
AUGAACGCCCCUGUUCUCGCCAGCCGGGCUGACGUUGGGUCUCCCGAGUCGAGUUUGAUCUACGGCUAUCAAAAUGCUCCGCGUCAGUGGGAUAUCGUCACCCAGGCUGUAUGCCUGGCCAUCAGCACCUUCUGCGUCUGGAUGCGGAUUUACACCAAAUUUAUGUUCACCAGAACUCCGGGGUGGGAAGACUUCAUUACCCUCGAAGCCGACAAGUAUGGCAAUGGGAUACAUCAACAGAAAGUAGCUGCACCCGAUCUACCCAUGUUUUUCAAACUAGCAAAUGUGUCGCAAAUUGUAUAUGGCCCGCUCAUAUUCAUCACCAAAUUGUCCAUCCUGCUACUGUACCGCCGGGUAUUCGCGCCAUUAGUCAAGCGCAAGACCCUGGUUUUCAUCCAGCUUACCAUCUGGCUGAACUUCGCCUUCUACCUAGCACUGACUCUGGUGAAGAUCUUUGAAUGCACGCCGAGAUCGAAGAUCUGGCGUAAAGAUACACCGGGGCACUGCGUCAACGUCAAGCUACAGAUGAUAGCGACGUCAACCAUCAACAUGAUCUCGAAUUUGUCUAUCCUCCUUCUGCCUGUUUUCUACAUACGGCGACUGCAGUCGAGCCUUUUCCAGAAUAUGAUAAGCACGGCUGUCGCAUUUGCUGUAGGGAUUUUUGCAUGCGUUUGCAGUAUCAUACGUCUGGAAGUUAGUAUACGGAAUGAGACCACCAAUGACUGGACCCACGAUUGGUUUCCAGGGUUCCUGUGGACGUACGACCUUCUCUAUCUUCUCCUCUUUCUUCUUCUCGCUUCAAUAUCGGUUGGGCUAACCUAUCUGUGCAGGUCCGCGGAGGUCACAUCCGGGAUCAUCGCCAGCUGCCUACCCACCAUGUCUAUCCUCCUCCAAAGGCUCACCCGUGGAGCACAAGUCCCCGUCUCUGUCCCUAUUUGCGGCAACCGUAGUCCCAGCAGUGCCAUGGAGACAACCAUCCAUAACACCCCUCCGUUGGGGCCUUCCCCGCCGGUGAAGGUUGCUGAGGCAACCCCCCAAAGAAGCUGGGAAAUGGGAGACCUUGAGCGCGGUGGCAACUCGGACCAUCCGUGUAUCUUCCAGGGGAAUAGCUAUACCAUGAGUGAGGCCCGAGCCGAGGGGGCACCGGCGAAGAGAAGACGUGAAGGCAAUCAAGAGGGGAUUCUGAAGAUCGUCGAGGUAGAUGUGGAGUCGGGACCAGGUCGAUAA